AUGUUCCGUCAAUCUAUCGCCAAGGUCGGUUCUACGUUCAAGUCCGCCACCGCCGUCCCCUCGCGCGGAUUCGCCAAGGUCACCCUUGUCGGUCGCCUCGGCGGAGAGCCGACCAGGAAGGACAUCGCCGGUGCUGAGCAGCGCGAGUACUACCUGUACAGGGUCGCAGUGGCCAAGCCGCCCAAGAAGGACGCUACUGGGCAGCUCCUUCGUGGUGAAGAUGGCAACCCCAUCCGCGACACCGACUGGUUCUCCGUCUUUAACUUCCGCGAGAACGCCGGCGCCGUGAUGCCCAACAUCCACUCUGGUGAUCUCGUGCUUGUCGAGGCCACACUCCAGAACAAGACCGACUCUGAAGGUCGGACUGAGAAUGUGCUCAGCCAGAACUCUAUCAAAGUCCUCGACCGCUCCAACAAGGUAGCCCCGGCGGCUUGA
Dioszegia hungarica is the source of this 435-nucleotide messenger RNA. RefSeq lists its product as uncharacterized. Lineage: Eukaryota; Fungi; Basidiomycota; Tremellomycetes; Tremellales; Bulleribasidiaceae. Gene Ontology annotation, molecular function: single-stranded DNA binding. Gene Ontology annotation, biological process: DNA replication. The transcript has 6 exons. The coding region runs from base 1 to 435 and encodes 144 amino acids. The record is from RefSeq and is a predicted model, not a curated record.